AUGGAAGAUUCGAUGCUAAGAGACCAAAUAGAAAGAUACAAUCAAAGAUUGAGAGAUUUUGAGGAAAAGCAACGCGCUUAUAGAGGCCAACAGGAAAGGUCAGCAGAACAAGAACUCGAGGUAGGAUUUCCAGUCACUCUCAUAACUUCAUUACUAUAA
Molecule: messenger RNA, 159 nt
Organism: Pediculus humanus corporis (human body louse)
Lineage: Eukaryota; Metazoa; Arthropoda; Insecta; Psocodea; Pediculidae
Exons: 2
Coding region: 1-159 (52 amino acids)
Cellular component (GO): nucleus
Molecular function (GO): transcription coactivator activity
Source: RefSeq, a predicted model, not a curated record